AUGGACGACAACACCCUCAAGGCAGCGAUCCGGGCGAUUAUGGACGACACGGACGUGCCGCCGAACAAGCGGCUCGACCGCUUGACCACUUUCUUGAAAGAGAAUGGUUUGGCAUACUCCACGAUGUUGUGCCCCAACGACUUCCUGGUCCAUCCCCACAAUAGAGGAGGGGCUAUGAUCAAUGCACUGGACGUGCAUGACAAAGGCCAAAAGAUUCUCGAGUUAGGAUUCAGAAGGUCUCUUCUCACGGAUUCGAUUUGUUUCGAAUUGAGCCCGCAUGAGACCCAACGGCGGGUGCAAGUGGAGGCGAACGAGGCCCUUGUACAGAAGUCUUCGGGCUUGCUCGCCCCACUCCAGGGAAGCGAGCGGUAUAUGACGGUGUCCUCCAGCCACACCACCGCCUUUUUGAAGGCCUCCCAGCACCGGUGCAAAAGGCCAGGUGCUGCUGGCGGCUUUUUGAACCUCGAGGACGAGGCCCUCAAAGAGGCGGUCUCGAAGGGAUGGCCCUGGCUUGUCCUUUCUUGGCGAGCGGAAUUUCUGGUGCCAACCUUGCCAGCCUUCGUCCAGAUGGUGCUCAACAGUGUCCACUCUGUCGGACUCGGCAUCCAAGAAAUGGAAGCGGCUCAACAGGUUGCCCUGCUGGUCUCCUCCGGUCAGAGCUUCAAAGAUGCCAUUCAGUCUGUCAAGGCUUCGAGACCCGCCUGCCACUCCUACAUGGAUUUCGUGGGGCUGUACGUGCAAAAGUUUGGGGGAGGACCGGACUUCCCCCUCAUCAGCUUCUUGUCGGAUUUCUGUAAGGAGCUGAGUAUCACAGUGUGCAUCGGAGAGGAACUGUUUAAGGCGGUUACCUCGUGGGACUUGCAGGAGGCAAGUACCCAAUUCCCGUUCCUCAGGGCUAGCCUUCUUGCAUGCCAGCUCACGAGCCCCAAGAUUGUAGACGGAACGGCCCGGUUGCUCGUGAAAUCGGACUUGGACAGGCUGAAAGGUGCCAAUCUUCGGCAGAACCUCUUGAAAGCCGAGCAGAUGGUGGCUCAUGCCUACCACGUGUACGUGGAUUCCGGGAAGACAACCGUCGUUCAACGAGCUUUGGGGCUCAUGAUGGUUCGCCUGAGCUUGAUCUUGGUCAAGAAAGAGAAGCUGGGCCGCGAGAAGUUGGAGGUGUAUCGUAGCCCGGAGCACGUAGCCCAGCUCUUUGCUUCAGAAGCCACGAACAGUGCAGCUUCUGCCAGUGCGGCAAAAGCCGACGGGAAGGAUUCAGAGGAGGAGCCGGCCUUGGACCUCUUGGGUGGCUUGAGUGUAGGAGAGCAGGCUUUGUUGCAGAACAAGCACUUGAAGAAAGAUGGCAGAUACGUGCAUGCCGACUACCCAGACAAGAUCUUUGUUUUCACGGGUCUCGAAAACGACGAGGCCCAAUUCGUGCACACCCCCCUUUAUGGCUCCCCCGAAACCGUCUUGGUGCCCCCUGACCUUUUCCGCAAGUGGAAGGCGACGAGGCUGCCACUUCCCAGGGUUUUGGCAAAGGAUGCAGCCGAAGGGCUCAUGUAUGGAAAGUCUUCCGUUUUGGCCGAGGCCGAGUUGCUUGCCGAGGCCCAACAGAUGCUCUUCAAACUCUACCAGGAUCACAACUCCGGCGAUUCGGCGGCCUUGGACAUCGUGACCCCCACGAACAUUUACACUUCAAUCAGCUUCCCGGCUCAGAAGCUCAAGCUCGUCCCCUUGGCAAUCUUGUCCAAGCCGAAAGAUGCUUCGAAACUCACUUUGUUUGUGGAGUGGAAAGGUGCCAAGUUUCAGUUGUCCCCGUGGCCACAGCUCAAAGACUUCGACGAGACUAUCGCCUUAAGCAGGCCGAAGCCCACGGAAGUUAUCGUGCCUUUCUACUAUGUGAAGACGACGUCCAAGGAAGAGGAUGUGAGCAUGACGAUUUCUUGGAAGACGUUGGAUGGGAUGAAGCUUCCCAUGCUCACGAAUGUGAAGAAACUUUCGGCCCAGUCUAUCUUGUUGCAGGCCAGCAAGGACUUGCUGGAGAAGAAGGAUGGGCAUGGCUCCAGCAGCAAGAAGAGAAAGACGACGUGUAGCCUGACCUCGUCCCCUGGGCUGCAGCAGCUGAGACAGGGCAGGGAGGAUGCAAUCGCCAAGGCAAUCAAGGAAUUCGUGAUGGUGGACGGUCUCCAGAUCGGCUUGCAGCAGAAGCACAAGGCGAGCACAGAUCUCUUAGUUCUGAUGGAGUCGGAUACCUUGGACAAAGUCUUCACCAAGAUCACUGAGGAUGCAGAUCCGGAAGAAAAGCGCCGUUACAAGAGACGUAGGGUCGCUGAGAAGAAGGACUCCGACGAGCCGAGUGAUCAUUCGGAUUGA
This is a messenger RNA of Symbiodinium sp. CCMP2592, 2355 nucleotides long. The record is from the annotation of a GenBank genome assembly. NCBI's taxonomy places the organism in Eukaryota, Dinophyceae, Suessiales, Symbiodiniaceae.